AUGAUUUGUGCAUCAGAAGAACACAUCGAAUAAGUAGUGAAUUUGUAAUUGAUCAAUAAAGAGAAGUUGAAAGAUAAAUUUUUAAAAAAGAUGCGAAAUAGAGACAAUGUUGAUUAAUCUUAUGGCGAAAGAAGAAAAAAGGUCAAAUUGGAGCAACAGUCUAGGCCUAAAUUUGAGGAUUUAAUUUGUCCAAUUUGUCUAGAAAUCUUUUAAAAAGUCACUACUACUUAAUGUGGGCAUGCAUUUUGUGAAAUGUGUAUUUUUGAUAGUUUAAUGAGAAAAGCAGAAUGUCCUGUUUGCAGAGUGAAAAUUAAAACACACUCAUUCUAAUAUUGUGAAAGUUUUGAUAAUAGAAUCAAUGAUUUAGUUAAUGAAUAUGGAGAUAAAACUCAGAUCGAGCAUUUUAAAAAUAGAUAGUUAGAGAUGGAAUAAUGGAAUAAAUCGAAAUAAGUAGAUAAUUUGGCAAUAGACUAAAAAGUUGAUAUAAUGGAUUAAUAAUUUAUAUGGUGUGUGGCAACCAUUAGGUAAAUUGGCAAAAAGGAAAUAUUUAUUCAUUAUGAUGGAUGGGGGAAAGAGUAUGAUGAAUUCAUCCCAUUACAAUCUAAUAGAAUUGCCCCUUUGGGUCUUUAUACUAAAAGAGAAGAUAUCCCAAAAUAUCAACCUGAACAAAGGCAGUUUGCUGAAAUCAUAUAAUAUAUUAACCAAUAUGGAGAACUCCCAACAUAAAAUGAACUGAAUGAUUGA
Messenger RNA from Paramecium tetraurelia, 744 nucleotides. RefSeq lists its product as uncharacterized. The record is from RefSeq and is a predicted model, not a curated record. Lineage: Eukaryota; Ciliophora; Oligohymenophorea; Peniculida; Parameciidae. The transcript has 4 exons. Gene Ontology annotation, cellular component: nucleus. Gene Ontology annotation, biological process: regulation of DNA-templated transcription.